CUAUCUCCUGUGAACUACAGGACACCUCCAUAUGUAAAGGAGAUGAGGUUUACACUGUGGAUGUUCCAGUACCCAGACGAUCUUCUUUACCAAGUGGUUCUACAGCACACCCUUCUGCGGGCCAAUAUACACAUGUUCAGGCAUGUAUUGCAGCUGAAUUUAACCAGACCCUUGCAAAACUAGGAGAUGACUUCAGCGUUACAAAGAUGUUAAAGCAGGAAAAGGAUGCCGUUUCUGAUGAUUUAUCUGAACUGCUGUCACAGUCUGCCCUUGGAAUGAGUGCUACCCGUAGGAAGCCAAUAAAAGGUGCAGCUGGUCGCCCCAUCCAGUUCCAGUAUGAUGACAUUGUCAAAAGAGCCAGGAUGAAAGAACAGGCAAAAGAAACAUUGGAAGAAAAAAAGUCACAACGCUUGGUCUCUGUUCCUCUUCAGAUUACUAUUUUUGUUUUAGUAGCUUUUAUUGUCCUAGUCUUCCUCUCCAUGGAAAGCAGCCCCCAAAAUCCAUUUGAGCCCCCCACAGAAAAAGAAACAAAGUUACAGCAACCUUAGAAACUAUAGUAAAAGGAGCUAAGUCAAUUUCCUGGCCACGAUCCAAAUAGCCGAAAUUAAGUGUACCAAAAGUUGCAGUACUCGUGCUAAUAUAUGGAAUUGCUCAUGUGGAAAUGGGUUACCUAGGUAACCUUUUGGAAUUAAUGGUUAAAUGCAACUUCUUUGGCUGUUUCCUAGAGAUAAUUACAUGGUUCUGCUACUUGCAAUACACCCUCCUUUGUUCAUCAUUGUUUAUGUUGGGCACAGGUGCAGUAUGGUGCUUAUAUUCUUAGACUGAACAUACUAUAGGUCAUCCUAUAUGGUCAGUGUUUAUCCUGGUAAUCAUAC
Messenger RNA from Nanorana parkeri, 875 nucleotides. Its product is annotated as lamina-associated polypeptide 2, isoforms beta/gamma-like. NCBI's taxonomy places the organism in Eukaryota, Metazoa, Chordata, Amphibia, Anura, Dicroglossidae. The record is from RefSeq and is a predicted model, not a curated record. The transcript has 5 exons. The annotation marks the transcript as partial.